AACCAGUUCCAGUCCUCAUGAUGGGCAUCUGUACCCGUGACCUUAGAGACAGGCGAAAGACUCUAAAGAUCGAGGGAGACACACUUUGCAGAAUCCAUGCAAAUCUUUUAGAAAGGACCACAACUACACAGGAAAGAGAGUGAUGACAGAAUUGAUUAAGGUGUUUGUCUAUGGGACCUUGAGAAAGGGAUUUGCAAAUCAUUACUUCAUGCAGAACAGGAGAAACGGAGUGGCACAUUUUAUAACUACUGGACAUACCAAGGAUGCCUUUCCACUUGUAGUAGGGACUGAUGCAUCCAUUCCUUUUAUGCUUCCAGUAAAAAAUCAGGGAAAGCAAGUCCAUGGUGAGGUAUAUGAAGUGGAUGAGAAUGUUCUGAGUGAACUGGAUGAUCUAGAAAAUCACCCAACAUGGUAUAAGCGUUCAAAAUGUGACAUUAUUACAACCCAAGGAGCAACAGGAAUUCAAGUAGGAGAUAUUGUACCAUGCUUUGCCUACUUUUUAACUGACUUCAAAGAGUCAUUUUUAUCUCAAGAUUUUCUUAGUGAAUACACCUUGGAGUGUAACCAAGCAUACCUUGAAUCUGACAAAAGAUCCUUGCCCUGUGAUGUGAUUAUCCAGUCCCAAAGAAAAAUGACCAGGAAUUAACUUAUCACUGGUUCUGCAUUUAAUGGCUCAUUUAAAGACUUGCAAUUCAAGACUAGUCGAAAGACACGUGUUAGAACAACUCUUCACCAACAGAAAAACAUAGUAUGUCCUCUCUGCUUGUACAAAUGAUACUGGUCUUCAGAUUAAAUCUCUGGAAAAGGAACAACUGCCUCACAGUAUAGAUUUGUCAAGACUAAAGCAAAGUAUUGGAUGUCAACAUUACUUUAAGAGUAAAUUUUAUCAAAGCUUCUUUUACAAGGUACAAAUACAAUACAAUUCUCAUAAAGAAAAUUAAUAUUUUGAACACA
Messenger RNA from Pocillopora damicornis (cauliflower coral), 954 nucleotides. RefSeq names its product putative gamma-glutamylcyclotransferase CG2811. Gene Ontology annotation, molecular function: gamma-glutamylaminecyclotransferase activity. Gene Ontology annotation, cellular component: cytosol. The record is from RefSeq and is a predicted model, not a curated record. NCBI's taxonomy places the organism in Eukaryota, Metazoa, Cnidaria, Anthozoa, Scleractinia, Pocilloporidae.